Amphimedon queenslandica is the source of this 3367-nucleotide messenger RNA. RefSeq lists its product as uncharacterized. The transcript has 18 exons. Gene Ontology annotation, biological process: protein monoubiquitination; aggresome assembly; protein autoubiquitination. Gene Ontology annotation, cellular component: aggresome; peroxisomal membrane. The coding region runs from base 82 to 3003 and encodes 973 amino acids. Gene Ontology annotation, molecular function: ubiquitin protein ligase binding; ubiquitin protein ligase activity; tumor necrosis factor receptor binding. The record is from RefSeq and is a predicted model, not a curated record. NCBI's taxonomy places the organism in Eukaryota, Metazoa, Porifera, Demospongiae, Haplosclerida, Niphatidae.
UCUCUCUAUUUUAGAGCACAUUUAACAGAAGAUGAUCUAAUAAAUGUUCCCUCUGUAGAAGAAAUAAGAGAUGUCAUCAAGAUGACUUCCAAGAGAGUCAUAAGAGACAAUUCAAGCUCACGAGCAAAAGACAUUUGCAGGCAGCAUAAUGAACAGUUGACUGUAUAUUGCAACACGUGUGAUAUAUGCAUCUGUGCUAGCUGUGCUUUGUGGGGAAAGCACAGACAAGAAGACCAUGAUAUUAAGCCACUUGAUGAGCUUCACAAGAAACACAAAGACGUCUUUACGACUGAACUCAAAAAGCUUAAGACCAGAAUGAGUGAGAUCAUUAGUCUAGUUGAGCAAGUUGAUUUGAAGAUUGAGAAGGUGAAAACUGAGAAAGGGAAAACGAAACAAGAGAUUGAAACAACUCUUGGUGCCAUUGACGUGAGACUGGACGAACAAAUGAAGCUAAAGCUACAAAAACUAAUAGAGGCAAAGCGUCGCUUAAAACAAGAAGUUCAUGACAUCAGCAGUUUAUCAGCCGAACUGGAGACAAGACUAAAAGGCUCAAAAUCUGAGUUCAUUCAACAGGAGAAAGUCCUAAGGGAGAGAAUGAUGGCAAAGAUACAAAAACUUCAAGAAAGUCAGUGCAACGAUUUGGAGAGAGUUUUAGAAAUCGGAAACUUUGUAAAUGAAGUAGUUCCUCAAGGAGAAGAAUCAACUUUUGAGAUUAAGAACUUCAAGGAGAAGCAGCGGAGUGGAGCUGAGAUCUUUAGUCCUUUGCUCUCAUUCUCUGGAUUGGCAUGGAGACUGAAAGUCUAUCCAAAUGGUCACGGAGCUUUUACCGGUCGCUACUUGUGUACUUUUAUAGAACUUUAUGGAGGCUACAGUCAACCAGCCACUUAUCAUUACUCAGUUGAGCUCGUUAGAAUGAGUGGGCGUGGUGGCAACAAAAACUUCAAGCGUGAAUACAGCUCUGAUUUCGUUGUCGGCGACUUGUGGGGCUACAAGAAGUUUUAUGAUCUCUCGAAACUAGAGAGUGAAGGUUAUCUGGUUCAUGACACUCUUGUGUUAAAGUUUAGCAUAAACCAUCCAACCUAUUUCGACAAAUGCAGAGAUUUAAUGCUUCAUGUUAAUGAUUUAAAGCACAAGAUAAUGUCACUAAAGCACCAAAACAACCAGUUACGCCAGAAAUGCCAAGGGAUCAAAGACGUUGAUGAUGAUGACCCUCCUCCCAAACCUCAAGCAUCAACAAGUUCGAGUCUCUCCAAUUCCUCUCCUGCUCACUCCUCUAUCAAGAGCGGUACUGGAGGAGGUACUCAGACCUCACCCGCCCACUCAUCAUCAGUCGGAAUGGGAGGGGUCACUCAAACAUCCCCCGCCCACUCAUCUCACGACAGGAGUUCAUCAGGGAGCAUGGCCGGUCCUCAUUUCUCACAACCUAUACAUCAUUUCAAAGAGAGCUCCAGACAGUCUUACCAUCCCAUGACUCCACACGCGACACUCAUCACACCUCUAGCCUCAUCAAGUGGCUCUACCUCAACCCAAUGGACCAACCCUCCCCCUCCUCCAAACCACUAUAACUCAUUCACUCAACAGCAGUUCAUGUAUCCUCCUACUCAGGAGGGGCGUGGCUUCAAUCCUCAUGCCACGCCCCAUCACAAUUCAUCAAGACGUCAGUCGUUGGAUCCUAAAAUGCUCCGACUGAUAGAGCAACAGAAAUGGAACACUUUCGCCCAGUCCCAGAUGGAUUACCCCACUAAUAGUUUUUUGGGUCACCACGGCUUUAAGGAGACUCCUAUUCCGGAGGCUGGAGGGUACAUGAGGCCCAUGGGCGGGUCUAAAACUCAGCUUCACUCCGGGUCUAUGCCUAGGCUCAAUUUUCAAGACCUCUCCCAGGGGUCCAGAGAAGGGGAAGAGGAAGGAGAGACGGGUCGACUUGGUAUCGGUGAUUAUAACGCUGAUCUUGAUCCUCAUUCCAUGCCUGGCGUCCUUGGAGGAGGUGGGGGUGGGUCGCAGAUGGGGUCUAUGAUGCAUCCCGGCCUCGCAAGUCAGGAGUAUUUUGACCACGCCCCCCACAUGCCAUUCCUACCUGACAUGUAUCAAAUGUCACAGCCCGAUCUACUCCUGUAUCAUCAGCGCUGUGCUUACCCACCCUCCUCCUCUAGGGGCGUGGUCAAGCAACAAGCGACACCCAAUCAAAUGUCAAAGAUGGAAAAGCACAUGUCUUUGACUGAUGUCUCGUCCCUCGUAGACUCCUCCCCGGCUCAUUCACGAUCCAUAGCAACACUUCACGAGGGGGCGGAGUCUUCUUGGGGUGCUGGUCUCCGCCCUAUGAAGCCGUAUCAGCGCUCCCAAACAACCCUCCCUGUUACCGACCUCCCUCCUAAUCAACACGGCCCUCCUGGACUCGCCUCAACCUUAGCUGCUAGACUCGCCUCUCCCAUUAACCAAUCUCCGUCGCCUUCUCGUCCGACCAGUGCGAGGAGGAUUUCGCAGCAUAGCCGACAGCCAAGACACCCCCGACCGUUGAGUGGGGUAGGUCCUGUCCAAGUGGUUCAGCCUGAGGGAGGUAGAGAGAGGAGGGGGCAGCAGCAACGUAAGGAAAUGGAGCAUCAGUUGAGGGGAAGAGAGGAGGAGGGGAGAAGGGAGAUGGACAGGGAGAGAAAGACUGAUGGAGUCUCAUCAUCGCCUCCUCUGGCAUCUGUAUCACUUUCUCAGAGUUCACCGGAAUCAGUAACGUCACAGUUAACACAAUCUGAUUCAAGCCAUCAGCACCAGCCUACCUCUAAAUUACGCUCUUCUAGAAGGUACACGCAGAAGAUAAAAACCAACAAUGGUGCCAGUACCAGUGACACUCCCACACUCUCCCUCACCCUCACCGACCAACCGCCAUCAACUAAAGAGACAGGGGGACAGCAGAGACAGGAGCAAGAGAGUACCUCAACUGGUGGAUUCAGUCGUAUCAGCGUGGGACAGAGAACAAGCAGUAAUACCAGUCUUGCUGCCGAAAUAAUUUAACAUAAAUCAAACUCUCUCCCUCAACAAUUAUCAGCUUAUUUUUAUUAUUUUUUUACGACUGUAACUGUUAAAUAAAUGUACAAUACUAACUAUAUAAAAACUGAUCAAUGGACUACAAUCAAGAGGAAUGACAUUAUAACGAACGGGUUUUCUUAAUUUUUAACUUAAUCAAAUAAAAAUAUUAUGUGCAGUCCAAUUUUGAGUUUUAUUAUUAUUUCUCUUAUUUUUGCUUGCAUGUUGUUGUCUGUCCCUCUUUGACUAUCGAUCAUUUUUAACCCCUGUUUGUUUUCAUGUCAUUAAAUUUGUAUUAUCAUCAUUAUUUCUAAUACUCUAUUUUAUCUUCAUAAUUAUGACUAUAAUGAAA